Molecule: messenger RNA, 3469 nt
Organism: Psylliodes chrysocephalus
Lineage: Eukaryota; Metazoa; Arthropoda; Insecta; Coleoptera; Chrysomelidae
Source: the annotation of a GenBank genome assembly
CAACGCUCGUAACGCAUACAGCUGCGUUAACGCAAUAACGCAACGCAGCGCUGCGUUACCCAUGUCUAUUGUCCAUAGUUGUCUCUGUUCCAAACUUGAUUUCAAUUUGUGUUAAAAGGGUCAUAGUUUAAGAUUUUUAAUAAUUACAAUGAAAUAAAAUCAAUGUUUCAUACAGUGGGAUUGACUCUGAAAAACAGAAUGAGUGAAGCUAAAAAACUUUACGAAUCUUUGAGUUUAGUAGGUUCCGUUUCACUUGCAAUUUCUCUGCCAUGGAUAAUUUUCCGAGUUUGCAAAGCUCUAUAUUUACAAAAAGGUCUUAAUGAGCUGUUUGGAAAGGUGGUUGUAAUAACUGGAGCCAGCUCAGGCUUAGGAGAAGCUCUAGCUCAUGAAUUUUAUAAACAGGGUUGCCAAGUAGUCCUUUGUGCUAGACGAAGACAAGAACUAGAUCGUGUAAGAACAGACUUAUUGCACACACAUAGUACAAUACAAACACAUCCACCUAUAAUACUUCCUCUUGAUUUAAGUAAUAUUGAUAGUCUCGCAGAAAAUGUUAAAAAAAUUAUAGCAGUUACUGGUAAAAUAGAUAUUUUAAUAAACAAUGGUGGUGUAUCUCAUCGAGGUAGUGUUCUUUCCACUCAGACAAAUGUUGACAUGAAAAUUAUGAUGGUAAAUUAUUUUGGGACUACUGCAUUAACUAAAGCAACCUUACCUGAUAUGGUGAAGCGAAAAGAAGGUCACAUAGUGUUUAUUAGUUCUGUUCAAGGUCUGGUAGCCCUACCAGAAAGAUCGGCAUAUAGUGCUUCAAAACAUGCACUUCAAGCAUUUAGUGACAGUUUAAGAGCUGAAGUAUCUGCAUAUAAUGUGUUUGUAACUGUUGUUAGUCCUGGGUACAUUAAAACUAAUUUAUCAUUAAAUGCUUUAACUGGAUCUGGUGCCAGUUAUGGACAAAUGGACCAGACUACUACAAAUGGGUAUUCCCCUGAAUAUGUAGCUAAGAAAAUUGUAAAGGCAGUUGCAGAAAAAAAGAAAGAAAUUGUAAUUUCUACUCUUUUACCAAAGUUAGCUAUUUUUUUGAGGAAAUAUUUGCCUUUUUUAUAUUUCUUUGUGAUGGUUAAAAGAGCCAAGAAGUGCAAUUUAAAACAAUGAAAUAAAAUGAAUGCAUAGAUGUAAUUUAGUUUGGUAUGUUUUUGCCAAGCUCUUAAAUUUUAUUAGAUUAGACCUCAUUUUAAUACCAAAGAAGGCAGCAGAGCACCUGCGGAAUUUAGACUUAAAACUUAAGUCACAUUUUUUUAGGCAUUUUCAAAACUAUGCUCCUAGUUUUUUUACAAAAAUCAAGGUGCUCUGUUAGCUUCGAUCGAAGUCAACAAAGCACCUCAAUUUUUUUAAGCAUUUCCAAAAAAACAUAUUUUUAGGAUCUUAAAAUAUAAAAUUUUUCAAAAAAAAAUUAUUUAAAAAAAAUACAGGAUGCUUUGCUAGCUUCAAACGAGUCCAGCAGAGCACCUCAGUUUUUUAAAGUUUUUUUUUUUCUAAAAACAACCACACCACAUUUUUCGGCUAUUUUUCUUAAAAUAUAAACCUACUAAAAAAUUGCUAUUUUUUAAUAUUACAGGGUGCUUUGGUGAAACAAUAGCCUAAAAAUGUGAUGUGGUUGUUUUUAGAAAAAAAAAAAACUUUAAAAAAACCGAUGUGCUCUGCUGUUUUCAUUCGAAGGUAGCAAAGCAGUCUGUAUUUUUUAAAAAAUACUAUUUUUUUUUUAUAAUAUUCUGCUGAUUUUAUUCCAAAAAGCACCCUGUAUUAUUUAAAAAUAGCAAUUGUUAGUAAAGUUUUAUAAUAUUUCAAGAGCCUAAAAAUGUGGUUGUUUUUAGAAAAAGUUUUAAAAAACCGAGUUGCUCUGCUGGAUUCGUUUGAAUCUAGCAAAGCACCCUGUAUUUUUUAAAAGUAAUAAUUUUUUUUCGAAAAGUUUUAUAAUAUUUCAACAAUCUAAAAAUAUGACGUUUUUGGAAAAAAUACUGAAGUGCUCUGCUGACUUCGUUCGAAGCUAGCAGAGCACUUUGAUUUUAGCAAAACAAAUGAGCACAACAUUUUUAAAUAGAGUAUAAAAAGUCUUAAAAUAGCCUAAAAAUAUGGCAUUGGUUACAACUCGAAAUUCCCUAGGUGCUCUGCUGCCUUCUUUAGCAUCUCAUUUUGAAAUAGUAGAAGCUGAAUUAAUUCUGAACCCUUUAGUGGCAGCAAAUUUAUAUCAGUGUAUCAUUUGCAAUUUGAAAUGUUCCCUUACAGUUCUCCCAUUUUACCAGUUUACCAAAUUCUAUUAAAGUAAAACUAUUUCCAUCCAAAAAGUAGAGUAAGUUAAACUACAUCUGUAUUUUUAAAAAUAAAAGUAUGGUGGGCACCACACAUGGGCAGGAUUAGAGAGCUGGGCAGUGAAAGUGUUAAGUAGCCAUGUAGUUCUAGUUCAUCUGAGGGGUCAACCGAGUUUCAAAAUUGUUUACACCAAUUUCAACAUUUCCAAAAAAUGCCAACAAUUCCAAUAAAAAAUGCAGCAAUUCCAGUGAAAAUUCCAAUAAUUCUAGUCCAAUUAUACUUUUCAUUUUUUGCUUUAGAUGGACUUGAUAUUAAAUAAAUUGUCAUUACCUUAAGUAGGUAGAUUGUAAAAAUGAGUGACUGAAGCCAAACAUUACGCAAAUUUUUCAAUGAAAAACAAAUUGUAAGUAGAUUUAGCAAAAGUUAAGUUUUGAGGAAAAGGCAAAAAACCGUUUUGAUCUGGAUUUUUUAAAUAUCAAAAUAAUACACAAAAUCAUAUACAUAAAACUUAAAAGUGAAAUGACAACCAGUUUUGACUAAUUCGCCAUCAGCAGGCUUACAAACAAUAAAAUUAUCUAAAUAGACGCUUGUAAUAGUAAGAGAUGAACGCCUACCUUAUAAAUAUGUAAUAAAAAAGAAGAUUUGAAAAUCAAUACAUCUCGACGUCGAGGAUAGGAAAAGGAGGGAAGUAUAUAAAGGAGAAAGGAAGACAUUAAAAGAAAAUAGGGAUUAAGGUAGGAAGAUUUUCAAUAUGUAAACAGAUCUCGGUUGGAAAGUGGAGUUGUAGACUCCUGAUUCCUGUAAAAAAGUUCAGAGGUACUGAAGGAGUGAACAACUAAAACGGUAUAAAUGCAGGUGACAAGAUACCCUAGGCGAGUAUAAGGGGAACGGUUUAGUAUGAAGGAGCUACUCAGUUUGGGUAGGAUAACGGUCACACUACGAGUAAACGUACCAGCAACAAGAAAUAAUAUUUGGGAAAGCAAGAUGGCGUAAGGAAAUAUAGGAAACCGUUUCCAGGAAACGAUUCGAGAAGGAAAGAAUCUCAUUAUCACACUUAAAACUGUAGCGUUUGUUUAUUUUAAAUAACAGUUUAUUUGUAAAUAAUUUAUUUGAACACUUAUUUAUUUUAAAACAAUACUAUUCUAAUUUAUAUAUAUAUAUAUAUAUA